AUGAUUACAGCGGCCGGGGAGGUGGAGGGUGCGCCCGUUGCGGAUGAAGAUCAUUUGCUGGAAGAGAUUGAUCCAGUAGUCGCUGUACCCCAGGACGGCACCUUGGCCAACGACAUUCGGAAAGUGAUCGCGAGAAGGGCUGCGAACAUGGUUGAAUCCUACUUGUCGGGAACGGAGAGAGCUUACUGGCCGUCCCAGAAUCCCCCCGUUCAGUAUGGCACGCCAGUGCAAUAUGGUAAGCAGUUCUCCUGA
This is a messenger RNA of Gregarina niphandrodes, 252 nucleotides long. RefSeq lists its product as hypothetical. The record is from RefSeq and is a predicted model, not a curated record. The coding region runs from base 1 to 252 and encodes 83 amino acids. The transcript has a single exon. NCBI's taxonomy places the organism in Eukaryota, Apicomplexa, Conoidasida, Eugregarinorida, Gregarinidae.